ACUCUCUCUUCUCCUUCUCCUUCCCAUAAUCGCGAGCAGUUACCUACUUGCCUUCAUCACCAUCGCCUGAACCCUGGCUUCGUAACCGUGCAGACCACAACAAAUCGAACCAACGAUUCAUUUCUUACCUCCAUUUCGAGCUCAGGAAACGAUUGUUGCUCGGUAUUCAGGCAAGAUUGAAGGAUUUUGGGGUUCGGACAGCGUGAACAGAGAGAGAGUCGAAGUAGAAAUUCUGUAUUCAAUCAAUGGUACUGGAUCUGAUUUAAAUUCUGGGAGUAUUCUGGCAGCUUGUUAGGGCGGUAUUCUGCUGUAUUUGAAUCUGUUUACUGAAUUCUUCAGUCUGGAACAGAGUUUUGGAGGUUAAUUGCAAGUUUUAUUGGACUGUUUUUGAGCAGAUUUCUGGACUGUCUUUGCUGCUGCCAGUUUUACUGCAGAUUUUGGGACAGAUUCACUGGAUUGAUUUACUGCUAUUCUCUGCUGGUUUUAAAACUGAAUUGGUGCUGGGAUUGGAAGCUGUUUAGAGGUUGUUUAAAGCAGAAUUUCUGGCAGAUUUUGUGGUGAUUGUACAGCUUUGAAUUACUGCAGUUUUUCUGGGCUGUCUGUGGGUUAUAUUGGUGCAGAUUUCUGCAGUGUUUUGAGCAGUUUUUUGGGGAACAUAUCUGCUGUUUUGAGACAGAAAUGGGCUGCUUUUGAAACUGUUUUUCUGGGCAGUUUUCUGGGUUACAUUAUUGCAAUUUUCUGGACUGCUUUGGUGCUAUUUGCUGCAGUUUCUGGGCAGUGAAUACUAACUGAAUUUUGUGCAGUGGUCUGGACAGUUUUUGCUGGUGAUAGUGCAGGUUAUUCUGGAACUGUUUUGAGGCCUAUUUGUACUGUUUUUAGUGCUGAAAAUUGGCAGAUUUUGGAGCUGUUCCGGGCUUUGUUUUAGGCAGAUUUUCUGGGUCACUGCAGUGCAUUUUUUUGGGUGUUAGUGUGCACGGUAUUCUGACAAAUUUUGGACUCUGGUUUGCUGCUGAUUUUUACUGCUAUUUUGACUCUGCUGAAUUGAAAAUGGCUUCUAAGCGUGCUAGAAUUGUGGUGUCGGAGGAGGAUGAGCUGAAAGCUCCUCCCACCUUUGUGAAUGCGGAUGCCAAGGAGGACUUUGAUAAAUAUUGGAAGAAAAAAAGGGUUACGGUUGAGCGCCAGUGGAAGUUGGAUGACUUCCAAGGUAUAACAGUGGGGAAAUUUGACGCGUUGAAUUGGAAGCCCCGAAUUGUGGAAUUAGGGUGGAAGAAGCUUGUUGAGUUUUCGGGACCAUGCCACCAGAACUUAGUGAGGGAGUUCUUUGCAAACAUCUCCGAAUCAUCUCUCGAGGGGAAUGGCAGGAUGGUUUCCAUAGUGAGAGGGAAGGAAGUGGUCCUUACAUAUGGUAAGAUUAGGAGUUUCUUUAGUUUACCACCUUCUCCUCCGGGUUCAUGGUUUUCUUAUGAAGACGAAAGUGAGGAUUGGGAUGUGAUUAUGGAGAAAUUGUUUGUACUCGGAACUGUGUGGCAAAACCGAAACGUCCGGAAGGGCUUAUUGAAAUGGGAUUACGUGCCACUGCACGAAUCAUCAUGCUACAAUCUGUUCCCUCAAGGCAGGAGUGCAGGUGUGGGUAAGGACAGAGCACAGUUCCUCUAUGCCAUCAUUGUUGGGCGUCGGAUAGACAUGCCCCGCUUCAUCUUUUGCCACAUACACAAUUGCCAUUUGAAAUCAGGAGAUUCCCAGACUAGUAUCCCCUAUGGAGCAUUCUUGACAGAGAUGAUACGGAAGGCUGGGGUUAUAUCGACAGUGGACCUGGAAACGGCCACUAAUGUUUUAGGGCCGAUUGAUCAUAUCUGUAUGGGAAAGUCUUGGGCAGGUCGGUUGAGAGCCUCAGUACAGCGGCAGCCUCAGGAGCAGGAGGAGGAUGUAGAGCCGGGUGAGAGUUCAUCUGUAAGCCAGCCGAGUUUCCAGCAGAUUAUGGACAUGAUUCAGGGGCUCCGAACAGAUGUGGAUGCCAGGUUGCUUGGGAUUGAGCAAAGGCAAAAGCUUAUGUACUCUAGGCAGGAGUUGAUGCAGACCAGACAGGACGAGAUCUACAACAUGGUGCAGUUCCUAGUUUCCAGGCAUCCUGAUUGGCCACCACAGCCUCCUUCCUCAUCCUCUACACACCCACUACUCUUACCACCACCACCUGCAGAUGAUUAGGACUAUGUAUCAAUUUUUGGGAGUUUUGGCUAGAUUGACCUUUUACUUGAUUUAUUUGUUAUGUUUCUGCCUAAAACUAUAUUGUGUAGGUCCCAUGUUUGAACUUAACCUUGUAACUUGUUACCUAAUUUCAAAUUCUUCCCACUUUGUCCCAUA
This is a messenger RNA of Tripterygium wilfordii, 2361 nucleotides long. RefSeq lists its product as uncharacterized. The record is from RefSeq and is a predicted model, not a curated record. NCBI's taxonomy places the organism in Eukaryota, Viridiplantae, Streptophyta, Magnoliopsida, Celastrales, Celastraceae. The transcript is spliced from 2 exons. Bases 1048 to 2205 code for a protein of 385 amino acids.